Messenger RNA from Echinococcus granulosus, 945 nucleotides. RefSeq names its product RNA-binding protein. Lineage: Eukaryota; Metazoa; Platyhelminthes; Cestoda; Cyclophyllidea; Taeniidae. The record is from RefSeq and is a predicted model, not a curated record. Gene Ontology annotation, cellular component: cytosol. The coding region runs from base 1 to 945 and encodes 314 amino acids. Gene Ontology annotation, molecular function: mRNA binding. The transcript has 4 exons.
AUGGUUAAGAUCUUUGUGGGUAAUCUCAAUCCGAGCUCCAAAUCUCAAGAUUUGAGGAAGCGUUUUGAGCUCUAUGGGAAGGUUACUGAAUGUGACAUCGUGAAUAAUUAUGCAUUUGUGCAUAUGGAGAGUCAAGCAGACGCCGAAGCGGCUAUUUCUAAGCUUCACAACUCCGAAUUCGAUGGCGCCAAAAUUAACGUCGAGUUAAGUCAUGGUAAGGGGACUGGCGGCGGUCCUAUGCGGCGUCGUUUCAAUACCCGUGGUCCUCGUCGCGAUUUUCGAGAUGAUCGUUUCAACGGGCCUCCCAGAGGUCCAUUCGGGCGCGAAAGCCCUCGCGGAGUGGGUGGCCCCAGUGGCUAUCCGCCAAUGCGCGAUAGUCGGUACGAUGGUCCGCCGGGGUGGGGAGGCGAUGGCUACGGCCCUUAUCCUCCACGGGGUCCCUCUAGGAGUUAUGAUAGCUAUAGCAGCGGUCCUCAGGGGCGUUAUACUGGUCGUGAUUACGAUAGAAACCUGCGUUCUGGCUCUAGAGAUGGUCCUUAUGGUAGCGGUUAUCAGGGUCCUGCCCCUGAGCCUGUCCCACCUCCUCGAGACCUUCCAAGAAAGCCAUCCCCGCCUCGUAGUCGUUUUGACAACUACGGAAGCAACUAUAGCGACUACGGUCGGUACCGUGAUCAUGGUCAACCGUCUGGCGGGCCUCCACCACCACCUGCUCCAAGGUCUGGUGAUUACUACGAUAACUACGGCAGUUACGGAGCUCCUUCGGGCUAUGACUAUCCUUCUCGCGAUUAUCACGAGAGCGAUCGUGGCGGGAACUACAGUUCGUCGUCAUACGACUAUGGAUACUAUGGAAGUCGCGGGAAUCGUUCACCACCACGGACUGGGCCGCACUGGAGCAGUGGCAACCAAAUGCAGUCCUGCACGCACUUGUAUAUGCUUCGUCGUUAA